This is a messenger RNA of Chelmon rostratus (copperband butterflyfish), 2551 nucleotides long. RefSeq names its product E3 ubiquitin-protein ligase TRIM39-like. The record is from RefSeq and is a predicted model, not a curated record. Bases 109 to 1743 code for a protein of 544 amino acids. The transcript is spliced from 4 exons. Gene Ontology annotation, molecular function: zinc ion binding; protein binding. NCBI's taxonomy places the organism in Eukaryota, Metazoa, Chordata, Actinopteri, Chaetodontiformes, Chaetodontidae.
CAACAGAGCUGCAGUCCUGCACAAGAAAGAAAGAACAAGUCCUAGAAAUUUAAUUCUGUUCAUCGUGCCUUUGAGGAGUCCUCACCCCAGUCUUCAUCGAGUGUCAACAUGUCGGCUGCCAGCUGUCUGCUGAUCGAAGAGCAGCUCCUGUGCGGCAUCUGUCUGGACGUGUUCACCGAUCCAGUCACGUUACCGUGUGGACACAAUUUCUGCAAAACCUGCAUCAUGCAGCACUGGGACAGUAGCAUCCAGUGUCAGUGCCCCUCAUGCAAAGAGCCUUUCUAUAAAAGGCUUGAUCUGCGAGUCAAUUCCUUCAUAUCCGAGAUGGCAGCGCAGUUCAGACAGUCCGCUGGAAGGAGCAGCUCACGACCCGCCAAACCAGGAGAGGUCCCCUGCGACAUCUGCACUGAAACCAAAAUGAAAGCUCUGAGGUCCUGCCUGGUGUGUCUGGCCUCCUACUGUGAGGCUCACCUGAAGCCACAUCUGACGGCGUCCCGCCUGAAAAGACAUCAGCUCACUGAUCCCGUGGAGAACCUGGAUGGCAGGAUGUGUAAGAUGCAUGAUAAACCUCUGGAGCUCUUCUGCAAGAAUGAUCAAACCUGCGUAUGCAUGCUAUGCCCUGUUUUAGACCACAAGUCGCAUGAAGUUAUUCCCCUGAAAGAAGAAUUUGAGAGAAAGAAGGCCAAUCUCGGGAAGAGAGAGAGCGAAAUCCAUCGGCUGAUCCAGGAGAGACGAGUGAAGAUUCAGGAUAUCAAACACUCUCUGAAGUUCAGCAAAGAUGCUGCAGACAGAGAGAUGGCAGCUGGUGUUCAGGUCUUCAGUGCUUUGAUACAGUUUUUGGAAAGAGCCCAGGCGGAGCUCAUUGGGAUGAUAGAAGAGACGCAGAAAACGACAGAAAAACAGGCCAAAGGUUUCAUCCAGGAGCUGGAGCAGGAAAUCUCUGAGCUGGUGAGGAGACGGGCUGAGGUGGAGCAGCUCUCACGCUCAAAAGACCACCUCCACUUCCUCCAGAGCUUAGGGUCCCUGAGUGCUUCUGCACUCACCAAAGACUGGACGGACGUCAGCGUAAAUCUGCCGUCGUACGAGGGGAUUGUGAGGACGGCUUUGGAUCAACUUGAGGAGACGCUUGGCAAAGACACGCAGAAGCUGCUGCGUAAGGCUGAGCUGCACAGGCUCAAAGAGUUUGCGGUGGACGUGACUCUGGAUCCUGAUACGGCGCAUCCUGCUCUGGUCCUGUCCGAUGAUGGAAAACAAGUCCAUCAUGGUGUUGUGAAGAAGAAUCUCUCAGAGAAUCCUGAGAGAUUUAAUCCUAGUUGUUGUGUCUUAUCGAAACAAUGCUUCGCUAACGGGAGAUUUUACUUUGAGGCUCAAGUUAAAGAGAAGACUCGAUGGACUUUAGGAGUAGCCAAAGGGUCGAUCAAGAGGAAGGGGAUAAUCCCACUGUGCCCAGAAAACGGCCACUGGACUGUGUGGUUGAAAAACGGUGAUGAAUACGCAGCUCUCGUUGGCUCUCCUCUACCUCUCUCUCCAAAUCCAAAGCCGCAGAAGGUGGGAGUGUUUGUGGAUUAUGACGAGGGUCUGGUCUCCUUUUAUGAUGUGGAUGCUGCAGCUCUUCUCUACUCCUUCACUGGCUGCUCCUUCACUGAAAAACUGUACCCGUUCUUCAGUCCUGGUCUUAAUAAUGACGGCAAGAACUCUGCCCCUCUGGUCAUUUCUAUCGUCAAUCACACAGACUUUUUUUAAAAGAUGUGUGACACCUGUUAAUGAGGAGACGCUGCGAAGUCGUCCUGUUGGAAAUCAGGAGACCAAAGGAUGACAAACUUAGCAGAGGCAUCAGCAAGCAACAAGCUCUCGCUGUGUCGUCUGCAGGCGCUGCACCCCGACAGAAAUAAUGAGGUGGUUUGACGUGAAGCCGGUCCUAAAAAAACAUCUUGAAAAAGUAAAGUAGCAAUAAAGACGCAGGUUCAGCUCACCUGAACGUUGACACGGCAGUGACACUGAAAAAGGCAAGAAAAGUGCGAAGCGCUAACACGAUUCCCGAUGCUGCAUCGAGAUCCUCCAUCAAAACUUUCCACUCGUACACCUUCAUCACAGCAGAAAGACUGAACGCUGAAACACUAAAUGCUCGUUUGUAGAGUGAGCGAAGUGAAGCGGCGUGUGGAUUUUUUCCUCUGCGGCUCAUUCACACCAGUGUUUGCUGUGGAGCUGCGUCUUCAUGAUAAAAUGUGAACUGCCCCUCAGCACAGGCAGCCAUGAGAGUCACAUGGCCUUGUUUACUUUGAUUGUCCUCUGGUGUCUGCUGCCAUCUAGUGGCUGCUGGUUCAAACUGUGGUGAAGCACUCUGUGUGGACAAAAGCGUGCAGACACCUGAACAACAAAGCCACAGGUGAUAUUUCAUCUCAAACACAUGGACAUUAAUCUGCUCCUGCAGCCUCCACUCUUCUGGCUUCAGGCUUUCCACCAGUUGGUGGAACUGGGCAGCAGAGGAUUUCUAAAUAUUGAAGUGCUGCAACUUAAACGGACAAAACACAAACAAAUUAAGAAAACACCA